AUGGCUGUGGUCGGAAUCAACGGCCAUGUGGACAUUGUGAAACUCCUUCAGAAGGGCGUGGACCCGAACCCAAAUACCAGGCCGCCGAGUUGGGUUUCUAACUGUGAAAGCCCAUUUGAUCAAGCGGCUAGCCAUGGGCAGGAGGCCGUGGCGAGGUUGUUGGUACCGUACAUUAAAACGGCCGAUUAUUUGUUAUGGACUUUCAUGUGCUCCGAAUAUGAAGAGGAGCCGGAUUAUGACGACGUCUCCUGA
Molecule: messenger RNA, 252 nt
Organism: Monascus purpureus
Lineage: Eukaryota; Fungi; Ascomycota; Eurotiomycetes; Eurotiales; Aspergillaceae
Source: the annotation of a GenBank genome assembly